AUGGGUCUUGAAGAAGCAAAGCGGUCCAAGCACAAACAUGACCGCGAACACAAGAGCAAGCGUAAGCACAGGCCCGACGCGGAGGGCAGCAGCAAGCGCACCCGCAAGGAAGACAAUGGUCACAUUCACAUAGUGGAUGACGAUACAAAGGACGAUGAUAUGUGGAUGGAGAAGAACAUUGAUAUGGACGGGGAGGAGCUGCUCGCGACCAACAUUCCGACUGCAGAGAGCCUCAAGCUUACUUCAAGAGCGUCCGUGGAGCCUACGGAUCCUCCGCUUCCGCCGACGUUUAAAACGGAGACCGUACUGAAACGGGAUGACUGGAUGAUGCCCCCGUCGACACCCACUAUUCCGGAAGUCGAGUCUCGGCUCGAGCCUACAGGCGAGGAGUCAUUGACUCAGGGCUAUGGGGAGCAUUCGCGGAACGCGCGUACCGCGAGCGGCUCUGUGGACUUCUUUUCCAGUCUCGGAACUGAGAGAAAGAAGAAACCGCAGCCGGACCGUCCUGACCUGGACAAGCCACAUAUCAGCCACAAGGAGCUAAACAUAGCACUGAAGGAAGGCAAGAGCUUGGAGGACGUUCCUGCUGCAACUCCAAAGUCGAUUACACCCGGCGGUCCUGGCUCACAAUGGCGCAUGAUGAAGCUGAGGCGCGUAUAUGAACAGGCCGAAGAGGAAGGGAAACUGAUCGAGGAGGUCGCACUCGAUCGCUUCGAGUCUCUGGAAGCAUUUCGGGAAGCUCAGGAAGAGCGACACAUUCUCGACGAGCGGGAAGGAAGACGCACAAGCAGGGGCAGAGAUCGUACCAUGAAGGGAAAAGAGCCUGAAAGCGGGAAACGGGUCAUGUUCACCGAUAUCAGUGGCAGCCUGAUGUCGAGCCGCAGUUCUUCCUUCCGUCGACCUGAACUGGGCGGUAACGCGCCAUCUACUCCGACUCCAGAGUCUCGCGCGACGAACCGCCAGUAUGAUUCCCUCCAGCUGUCAUCAGCAUCACGAGGCGGAACCCCUGGUAGCGCUGCCCAGUCUCAUACCCCGAUCCCGUCUGUGAUGACUCCUUCGGUGUCCAUGAUAAAUGCCAAGGCUCGCGCGCUCUCUCCGUCUUCUCUCAACAAACUUCAGGCCAAGGUUUUGCGUGCGAAGCUGAUGGGUGAUCCUGACGCGGAGAAGUUGGAGAAGGAGUAUGAGGAGGAAGCUCGCAAGGCACACGGAGAUGAGAACCAGGAAGGCGUGAGGACAAAGGUGGAAGUGCUGCCGACGUUGGAUGCUCGCGGCCGCCUAUACGACGUGGGGCACGGAAAGAACGAUGGCCCCUUGCCACCGGGCAACCGCAGGAAGAAAGAGCAUAAUACUGUUUUCCUGACCGCCGUUCAGUUCGAGACUCGCGACAGCACCGGUGAAGUUAUACGUUACAAUCCAGACGACGACACGACGACGCUGGGUGAGAUGCUCCGCGAGGAGCUGAUGGGUGCUGGUCCAGCGGACCAGAAGAACCUAGAUGCCGAGUUCGCGCGGCAGGUCAUGACGGACGGUAAAUUCGUGAAUGACCUUGACUAUAUGGAUGACAACGCUGAGAAGUUGGCCAGGAAGAAGAUGAGGUCGGAUGCGAUGAAGCGACAGUUCGCUAUCAAUGAUUACAAGCGGACGCAGAAAGUCCUGGCUACAUGUCUCUUCUGCUUCGGCGAGGACGACUCGUUACCGAAAGCGCCAAUCAUCGCUAUGGGCACCCGCGUGUACCUUUCAUGCACCUUGACGGAGGAGCUGGUAGAGGGACACUGUUUGAUCGUUCCAAUACAGCAUCAUUUGGAUAUGUUGGAAGGUGACGACGAUGUGUGGGAUGAAGUCCGGAACUUCAUGAAGUGCCUCAUGCGAAUGUUUGCAGAGGAAGACAAGGGGGUCGUGUUCUAUGAGACAGUCCUGUCGCUCAGGUCGCAAAAGCACACGUUCAUAGAGUGUGUGCCAUUGCCAUGGUCCCAGUUCGAAGAUAUCCCUGGCUACUUCAAGGAAUCCAUCCUCAUGUCGGAGACGGAGUGGUCACAACACAAGAAGCUUAUCGACUUCUCUGCACGACCGGGUGGCUUCCGGCGCGCGAUGGUGCCGAACCUGCCUUACUUCAUGGUUCAAUUUGACUACAAGGGAGAGAAGGGUUACGGGCACGUCAUCGAGGGCACAAGCGAAGCCGCCGGCAAUGGAGACGAUCCAGAAGGCGACAUCGACGAGGGGGAGAAGGGAGGAGGCGAAUUCCCGAGGUACUUUGCAGCGGAGAUCAUUGGGAAUUUGUUGGACUUGGAGCCUCGCCGAUGGCGUCGCCCGAGGCGUAUCGACUUUUACCAAAACAAGGAGCGUGUGGCGAAGUUCAAGAGAAAUUAUGACAAGUAUGAUUGGACUGGGAUGAUAGAACGAUCAUGA
Laetiporus sulphureus 93-53 is the source of this 2406-nucleotide messenger RNA. RefSeq lists its product as uncharacterized. Gene Ontology annotation, cellular component: post-mRNA release spliceosomal complex. NCBI's taxonomy places the organism in Eukaryota, Fungi, Basidiomycota, Agaricomycetes, Polyporales, Laetiporaceae. The record is from RefSeq and is a predicted model, not a curated record. Bases 1 to 2406 code for a protein of 801 amino acids. The transcript is spliced from 9 exons. Gene Ontology annotation, biological process: mRNA splicing, via spliceosome.